AUGAAGCCUCACCAAGUGCAGUUCAUAUCAAGUGCUCCAUUGACAUCUAUAAAUUCAACUAGACUUGAUUCGCAGGCUUUUUACCACUCACAAUCAAAUAGGAAUAAUACAUUUAGUUCAUAUUCUUCAUUUGCUCGAAGAACUCUUGAGCAAAGGAUUACAACUAUUAAAAACCAAGAAUCAUUACCUCGUUAUCAAGCUUCAAAUAGCAUUUAUUUUGACAAAACUUUUGCACGACAGACUGUUUAUUCUCGCAAAUUACGAUGGCUUCAACAUGAAUCUGAAUUCUUAAACACAAAAAAAUGGUGGAUCCUUAACCGAAUUGUGAAUUCUGAAUACGAAAAUGCUAUAAUUAAUCUCUUAAAGUUACAUAACCAAAGUUACAUUCGAAUACCUUUUGAUGAACAAGAAUAUUUAAAAUAUGAUUUUCGCCUUGAAGAUUUUCCGGAACCUGAUUUUUUUCAUUCAAAUGAAUUUAUGAAUCUUUCAGAAGUUGGUAAAUUAAGGACAAUUGAUUAUACUUAUCAUGAAAAAAACUUAUAUGCCAUAAAUAAUAAUGGUGGUAGGAAUGCGGCUAUCGCUCAUGGUAAAUCUCAACACAAUGUUAGUUGGAUUUUACCAUUCGAUGGAAAUUGUUUUUUGACUCCUAACGCGUUUGCUGAUAUUCGACUUCAUUUAUAUAAAUGGGGAGAAAAAUAUAAAUAUUUCAUUGUACCGAUGGCAAGAUUGAUAAAUAACUCUCAAUUGUUAAAUGGAUCGGAUACACGGCCUAUCACUCCAGAGGAACCUCAAAUCAUCUUUCGUUAUGAUUCUAAUAAAACUUUUAACGAAAAUAUGCGUUAUGGUGUCCCAACUACUAGUAGAAAUUUUAACAGAACAUCUGCUCCAUGGGAACCUCAUCAUGGUCUUUACAAAUUUGUUGAAAGUGACCAAUAUAAAACAAUUGGUUGGGUUUUUCGUUUAUUUUCCGGUCAAGCAUCACAAGAAUUGAACCAGAAAGAAGCCGGUGCAUUACGUUCGUUUAAUCGGUUAUUGGCAAUUCAGGAAUUUAUAGAUGGUCUAGAUGAACGAAUUGCUCGAAAAAUUCAUGGCUUUGAUCCUUUUCGAUUAUUUAUUUAUGAUGAAAAGUUACUAAAUCAAGCAAGAUUGAAUUUUUGGUUACAAAUCCCUGAUGUAGUUGAAAUAGUUCAAGUGUUGAUCAAACGUGCUGACGAAAUAUUAUCAGCUACAAUUAAUUUAUUUGAAUCGGAACGUGGCAUUCAAGAUGAUGAAAAUACUCUUGUACAUUUCUUGAAACCAAAAUCAAGUAUUUACAAAUUAUCACAUCAACCCGUUGAAUCUGUUGAUAAUGACAAGAUCUCUCAAAAUAUUGAUUUUAAAGAAUACUUUUCUACACCUGACUCAUUCUUUGAAAAUAUAACGACUUUGGUUUUGGCUCAUUAUUUUUCAGGUGAAGAGAAAUAUGCUAAAUGGGCUGCCAAUUUAAUUCGAACUUUUAUUCUUUCUUCUUAUGUCAUUGGAGAUCAAGAUGAUUCGGAAUUCGUUUCUAUCUAUUCUGAUUCUGUUAACGUCGAAGGUUAUGGUUUCCCAAAUUUAAAUAAGAUUCCACGAUCCAUUCCAAAACUUUUCAAUGUUGGCUCUCCACUUUUGAUCAAUAUAACCGAUGCUGACCCAAGCUUCUUUUUAGAUGCGUGUAGACUUCUUUAUCGUACAAAUAUACUUACUCAUAAAGAAUAUAUGGAUCUUCGAAUGUUUGCUUCUGAUUGGUUAGAGGCUCUUAUAAAUUCUAAAGCUGAGAGAAACUCUGAUCAUCGUGGUAUAAUCUUUGAUCUUCGAGUACUAUCAUUGGCUGGAUUUAUUGACGAUUUAAGACUUUAUCUUCGAAUAGUUAAUCGUGUUCGAAUGCGAAUUGGAAAACAAUUUUAUGUCUCAAACGAUUUAUCAACACAUGAGAUUAAACAAAAUUAUGAGAUUAUGUAUGUUCAGAAUUUACUUGAUACUGAUGAACUUGAGUACUUUCAAAAUCUAGCAAAUGUUGGUGACACAAUGAAAAUUAAGUUGGGAAAUCGAAUAAACGAUGAUGAAUUAAAUACAAGGAUUGGGAUAGGGAAUGAAGCAAGACGGAGAGGUUUACCACCGUUUUGGAUGCUUGGUGUUGCAUGA
Molecule: messenger RNA, 2163 nt
Organism: Racocetra fulgida
Lineage: Eukaryota; Fungi; Glomeromycota; Glomeromycetes; Diversisporales; Gigasporaceae
Source: the annotation of a GenBank genome assembly